Messenger RNA from Drosophila melanogaster (fruit fly), 679 nucleotides. RefSeq lists its product as uncharacterized. NCBI's taxonomy places the organism in Eukaryota, Metazoa, Arthropoda, Insecta, Diptera, Drosophilidae. The record is from RefSeq and is marked reviewed. Bases 41 to 490 code for a protein of 149 amino acids. The transcript is spliced from 2 exons.
AUUAGUUCUACUUGUGCCUCUCGAGCGUUCGCAGUCCGCAAUGAAAGUAUUCGUAUGUCUUCUGGCUCUGACAGCCAUCCUGGCAACCGCCAACGCCGGUCUCCUCAGUCUGCUCAAGGGAGGCGGUGGUGGUGGUGGCGGUGGCUAUGGCGGCGGAUACGGUGGUGGCUACGGCGGCGGCUACGGAGGUGGUGGGUAUGGAGGCGAGAGCACCGUGAAGGUCAUUAAAGUGAUAACCGAUUCCGGAGCUGGCGGUGGCUACCGCGGAGGAUACGCAGGUGGCUAUGGAGGUGGCUACGGAGGUGGCUACGGAGGUGCCUACGGUGGUGGCUACGGAGGUGGCAGCACUGUUAAAAUUAUUAAAGUGAUCACCGAUUCCGGAUCCGGCUACGGAGGUGGAUACGGUGGAGGUGGCUGGACCUCGGGCAGCUACGGGGGCAGUUACGCUGGUGGCUACGGUGGUCAGUCCGGAUGGUGGAAGACGAAGUGAGCAGAUGAACCACUCUCCUUUUAGAUGUAGUCCGGAUAUAAACUCGUUUAUGUACCUGAAAAAAAAACAUUCCAUAGCCAAGUAACCCGAAUCUCUUUAAUGCCAGUUAUUUCCAAGUUAGCGAAACUAGUUUGAGAUGAUCCGCAGACUGCUUGGCGAACUCAAAAAAAAAUAAAUCUUAAUUUAAAU